Messenger RNA from Lampris incognitus (smalleye Pacific opah), 1530 nucleotides. RefSeq names its product 25-hydroxyvitamin D-1 alpha hydroxylase, mitochondrial (gene cyp27b1). The record is from RefSeq and is a predicted model, not a curated record. Bases 1 to 1530 code for a protein of 509 amino acids. Gene Ontology annotation, molecular function: heme binding; iron ion binding; oxidoreductase activity, acting on paired donors, with incorporation or reduction of molecular oxygen. The transcript is spliced from 9 exons. Gene Ontology annotation, cellular component: mitochondrial inner membrane. Lineage: Eukaryota; Metazoa; Chordata; Actinopteri; Lampriformes; Lampridae. Gene Ontology annotation, biological process: glucocorticoid biosynthetic process; cellular response to peptide hormone stimulus; cortisol metabolic process.
AUGACCUGUGUCAGGAGGAUGCUGCAGCACGCUCUCAAAGUAUCCGGUCGCAGCGCGUCCCCUCUGGUCAAGUGGGUGGAGAGGUGGGCCGAGAGCGCGUCAGACCUGAAGCGGGGCGAGCAGGCGGUGAAGACGCUGCGGGACAUGCCCGGACCGUCCGCCGCCGGGUUCGCGUGGGACCUGUUCGCCAGACGGGGUCUGUCACGACUGCACGAGCUGCAGCUGGAGGGGGUGCAGCGGUACGGACCCAUGUGGAAGGCCAGUUUUGGCCCCAUCCUCACCGUGCAUGUGGCCGAGCCGGCGCUCAUAGAGCAGGUCCUGAGGCAGGAGGGCCAGCAUCCCAUGCGAUCGGACCUGUCCUCCUGGAAGGACUACCGGAAGCUCAGAGGACACAGCUGCGGACUCUUAACGUCAGAGCGGGAGGAGUGGCAGGCCGUCCGCAGUCUGCUGGGGAAACACAUGCUGCGGCCCAAGGCAGUGGAGGCGUACGACAAGACGCUGAACAGCGUGGUCGAAGACCUGAUCGCCAAGCUGCGCAUGCGCCGCCAGCCGCAGGGCCUGGUGACGGAUGUCAGCAGCGAGUUCUACCGCUUCGGCCUGGAGGGCAUUUCUUCGGUGUUGUUUGAGUCCAGGAUUGGCUGCAUGGAUGCCGUUGUUCCUGCAGAGACCGAGCGUUUCAUCCAGUCCAUCAACACCAUGUUUGUGAUGACUCUUCUCACCAUGGCCAUGCCCCGAUGGCUGCACCAGCUGUUCCCCAAGCCCUGGAACACCUUCUGCCAGUGCUGGGACUACAUGUUUGACUUCGCGAAAGGUCACAUUGACCAGCGUCUGAACGAAGAGGCGAAGAAGGUGGCCCGUGGAGAGAAGGUGGAGGGACGAUAUCUCACUUAUUUCCUGUCGCAGAAAGGCCUGCCGAUGAAGACGGUCUACAGCAACAUCACAGAGCUUCUCCUGGCAGGAGUGGACACGAUCUCCAGCACCAUGUCCUGGUCAUUGUACGAGCUGUCCCGUCACCCCGGCGUGCAGGCGGCCCUUCGGGAGGAGGUCCUGACUGUCCUCAAUGGCCGUCGCGUAGCUGAAGCGGCGGAUGUGGCGCGUAUGCCUCUGAUGAAGGCCACGGUGAAGGAAGUGCUCAGAUUAUACCCUGUUAUUCCAGCCAACGCACGAGUCAUUACAGGGAAGGACAUCCAGGUUGGCGGGUACCUCAUCCCUAAAAAAACUCUAAUCACUCUGUGCCACUUUGCAACAUCCCGGGACCCGGCCAUAUUCCUGAACCCAGAUGAAUUCAAACCACAGCGCUGGCUGGACCGGGACCAGGGUCACCACCCGUAUGCCUCUGUCCCCUUCGGGGUGGGCAAACGCAGUUGCAUUGGCCGCCGUAUUGCAGAGCUGGAGCUCUAUCUUGCACUUGCCAGAAUUCUGGUUGAAUUUGAAGUGAAGCCAGACCCAGAGGGGUGUGCAGUGAAGCCCAUGACGCGGACCCUUCUAGUUCCUGAAAGUGUCAUUAGCCUCCAGUUUAUUGAACGGUGA